AUGCUGUACAGAGUUCUGUUGACCAAGGUGAAAUUUGGAAAUACAACAUUUAAGACAGAUGUGUAUCCCAAAUCACUUAAUCCUCAGUGGAAUUCUGAGUGGUUCAAAUUUGAAGUAGAUGACGAAGAGCUACAAGACGAGCCUCUCCAAAUCACAGUUCUUGAUCAUGAUACCUACAGUGCUAAUGAUGCCAUCGGCAAAGUGUACAUAGAUAUUGAUCCUUUGCUCUAUAGUGAAGCAGCUACAGUUAUUUCAGGAUGGUUUCCUAUUUAUGAUACCAUUCAUGGUAUACGUGGGGAGAUCAAUGUGGUUGUGAAAGUAGAUCUCUUCAAUGAUUUAAACAGAUUUAGGCAGUCAUCCUGUGGAGUCAAGUUUUUUUGCACUACAUCUAUUCCUAAGUGUUACCGAGCAGUAAUAAUUCAUGGAUUUGUGGAAGAACUUGUAGUUAAUGAAGACCCAGAAUACCAGUGGAUAGACCGAAUUCGUACACCAAGGGCAUCGAAUGAGGCUAGACAAAGACUUAUUUCACUCAUGUCAGGUGAAUUGCAAAGGAAGAUUGGCUUGAAGGUGCUUGAAAUGAGGGGAAAUGCUGUUGUUGGUUAUUUGCAGUGUUUUGAUUUGGAGGGAGAGUCUGGACUGGUUGUACGAGCCAUAGGAACAGCCUGCACGUUGGACAAAUUAAGUAACACAUCAGCAUUUUUACCUGCAUGUAAUUCACCAUCCAAAGAAAUGAAGGAGAUUCCCUUCAAUGAAGAUCCCAAUCCCAAUACUCAUUCAUCAGGACCCUCCACCCCUCUGAAAAACCAAACCUAUUCCUUUUCACCUUCCAAGUCCUACAGUCGACAGUCCUCUUCUUCUGACACAGAUUUGAGUUUGACACCCAAAACUGGAAUGGGCAGUGGGAGUGCUGGAAAAGAAGGGGGGCCAUUUAAGACUCUUUUAAGACAACAGACUCAGUCAGCUCUGGAACAAAGGGAAUUUCCAUUUUUUACCUUGACGACCUUUCCACCAGGCUUCCUUGUCCACGUUGGUGGUGUUGUCAGUGCACGGUCUGUGAAGCUCCUGGAUCGCAUUCACAAUCCCGAUGAACCAGAGACACGAGAUGCAUGGUGGGCAGAAAUCAGACAAGAAAUAAAAUCCCAUGCCAAGGCAUUGGGUUGUCAUGCUGUAGUGGGCUACAGUGAAUCAACUAGCAUUUGUGAAGAGGUCUGUAUUUUGUCCGCGUCUGGCACAGCAGCUGUACUGAACCCUAGGUUUCUUCAGGAUGGCACCAUGGAAGGCUGUUUGGAACAAAGGAUUGAAGAAGCUUCACCACCAGGUUGUGGAUUUUGCCAUAUACCAUAUGAUGAAUUGAACAUGCCGUUCCCUGCUCACCUCACUUACUGUUACAACUGCAGGAAGCAAAAAGUUCCUGAUGUCCUUUUCACCACAAUUGAUCUUCCUGUAGAGGCAAUAGUUAUUGGGAAGGGAUGUCUUAUUCAAGCCAGGUUAUGCCGUCUAAAGAAGAAAGCUCAAGCUGAAGCAAAUGCGACAUCUAUCAGUAAUCUCUUGCCAUUUAUGGAAUAUGAAGUGCACACGCAACUGAUGAAUAAACUUAAACUGAGAGGAAUGAAUGCUCUGUUUGGGCUGAGAAUUCAGAUCACUGUGGGUGAAAAUAUGCUGAUGGGGUUGGCAUCUGCAACAGGUGUGUAUCUAGCAGCUUUGCCAACACCUGGUGGUAUUCAGAUUGCUGGGAAGACUCCAAAUGAUGGCACCUAUGAGCAGCAUAUAUCUCACAUGCAAAAGAAAAUAAAUGAUACAAUAGCCAAAAACAAGGAACUUUAUGAGAUUAAUCCUCCAGAGCUACCUGAAGAAAUCAUUGGGUCUCCCAUUCCAGAACCAAGACAACGUUCCAGGUUAUUAAGAUCUCAGUCAGAAAGCUCUGAUGAAGUUACAGAGCUAGACCUUUCACAUGGGAAGAAGGAUGCUUUUGUUUUGGAGAUUGAUGAUACAGAUGCAAUGGAAGAUGUACAUUCUCUACUGACAGAUGUUCCACCACCUUCUGGUUUUUACAGUUGCAACACAGAAAUUAUGCCUGGUAUAAAUAACUGGACACCGGAAAUUCAAAUGUUCACAGCAGUAAGAGUAUCCAGAUUAAGCAACAUUAACCUAACAAAUCAAACACUCAAUAAGAACUUUAAUGAUCUCUGUGAGAAUCUGUUGAAGAGCUUAUAUUUUAAACUACGAUCUAUGGUUCCCUGCUGCCUUUGUCAUGUAAAUUUUACAGUUGCUCUACCAGAAGAUGAAUUAGUUCAAAUUGCAGUCACAGCUGUUGCAAUUACAUUUGACAAAAACCAAGCAUUACAAGCCAACAAAGUCCCUACAGAAAAAUCACAGCAAAGAGCAUCUACAGACAAUGAAGAACAGCUACAGUUUCCAUUGGAACUUUGCUCUGAUCCCCUUGCUUCUCAACCAUUCUCACCAGCUAAAGAAGUCCUGGAGGCAACGUCAAUUGAUUACAGUUCCUUUGCAGACAGAUGCAACAGCUGGAUAGAGCUCAUUAAACUGAAAGCUCAGACCAUAAGGCGCGGAUCAAUUAAGACAACUUGGAAAAUUUUGGGUGAGAAACAGGAAGCAAUCACCAAGGUGACAGUCAAGGCAAUGGUCACUAAAUUAGCAAGUGCUGCUUCACUUGAUAAAGCAAGUCCAUUGGCUGAGGGAUACUUACGGCACCGUUCUGUUCCAUCAUGCACCAAUUCUACCGUCUCAGUUGUUAAGAUGACACCUCUUUCUUUUCUACCUGGGGCAAAAAUAACCAAAUAUCUUGGGAUAAUCAACAUGUUUUUUAUACGAGAAACCACUUCUUUGCGUGAGGAAGGUGGUGUCAGUGGUUUUCUCCAUGCUUUUAUUGCUGAAGUGUUUGCAAUGGUGAGAGCUCAUGUUGCAGCUUUAGGGGGCAAUGCCGUUGUCUCAUACAUAAUGAAGCAGUGUGUUUUUAUGGAGAAUCCAAACAAAAAUCAGGCCCAGUGUUUAAUCAAUGUAAGUGGCGAUGCAGUCAUCUUUGUACGUGAAUCUGAGUUAGAAAUGUUACCAGUACAACCUUCUACGGUUGUUUCUCAACCUACAAGUUCUGGAGGAGAUGUCACGACGUGAAGACAGAAAAAGUGAAAUAGUCUCUGCCAAAUAUAAAAAUUGUUUAAAAUGUGGGAAUGUUUAGGUUUGCAUCUUCAAAAUCAGUAUCUCCCCAUAACGUUAACAGCCCAAAUCCAAGACAACCACUAUACUUUGUCCUUUAUGUAAUGGUCAGGGCAGCAUAUUGGCAGGUAUGCUUUGAUUCUUUUGUUACAAUUACAGGCCCCUGUGAAACAGAGACAGAAGAUGAAGCACUGAUAUGAAAGCAUGGAUUAAAAUAGUAGGCAUCACAUGGAACUGUGAAAGUAAACAAAAACUCUGUUGCAUUUCCCAGCUGUUUAACAGGACCAUGACAAGUUAUAAUUCAGAACCAUCUCUGAGUUUGCAUAUUGUAUUAGCUGAUUCUCCGCUCAGUUUAAAAAAAAUAAAAGCGGGGUUGAGGUGGGUGGGAGAUAACUGAGAAGCCUGUAUUAGCAACCGUUGCCCGAGGAGCGAGAGAUUUGUGCGCAGGCUAAUAAAAUGUGGGCUGAAGUCU
Messenger RNA from Pygoscelis adeliae (Adelie penguin), 3646 nucleotides. It is a transcript of the gene C2CD5, whose product is annotated as C2 calcium-dependent domain containing 5. The coding region runs from base 1 to 3132 and encodes 1043 amino acids. Gene Ontology annotation, molecular function: calcium-dependent phospholipid binding; calcium ion binding. The transcript has 27 exons. Lineage: Eukaryota; Metazoa; Chordata; Aves; Sphenisciformes; Spheniscidae. The record is from RefSeq and is a predicted model, not a curated record. Gene Ontology annotation, biological process: protein localization to plasma membrane; positive regulation of vesicle fusion; positive regulation of D-glucose transmembrane transport. Gene Ontology annotation, cellular component: plasma membrane.